CUUAGUGCACUUUUUCGUCUUCCACCGCUUCCAAAAGUAGCAUACAGUGGUGUUAAAUUAGACUUGAGCGAGCGUUACGUCGAAGGAAAAACAAUCGUCUGGUGGGGUUUUUCAUCUUGCACAACAGCUGUUGGUGUUCUAAAAUCAGAACAAUUUUUGGGAACGACAGGUACCAGAACAAUGUUUACCUUACAAUGUCAAUCAGCUAGAGAUAUUCGCAAGCAUUCGUAUUAUACAGCUGAAGAUGAAGUACUUUUAAUGGCUGGUACUCAAUUCAAAGUAAUAGGUUGUCUUGAUCAAGGAAAUCUUCACAUUGUUCAAUUGGAAGAAACUCGUCCGCCAUUUCCACUAUUACAACCAGUACCAAUUGUUGUUCCAAAACCGAUCAGUUCAACUCCCUCAAGUAAGUGAAAAUAAAGAAAAAAGAACAUUCCGCUUGAUAUACGACAUCCCCACUUUCGAUACUGUGGAGAAAAUUAAAAAUUAUAUUCUUCAAUCAGCGUACGUAUGAUAAAAUAUGAAUGUAAAGAGUCAAUUUAGAUUUACUAUCCACCUAAAAACCAUUCUCAAAUCAAAAAUAAAAUUGAGUUAGUUUAAAAGAUCAGAAAAAAAAGACUCUUCAUGAUAAUCUUCGAUUAGAUUCAAUGGAAUUUUCGAUUUUGCAAAUUUUUUUAAACAAAAACAAAAACAAGCGACUUUGUCUUACAUAGUUUAAGUAACCAACUAAGAUCCUGAUCAGUUUCAAUUACUUUCUGCUUCAUCUAUUAAUAUCUAAUUUCUUUCGUGAAAUCUAAAGACGUGAUUCAAGUUGAUUAGUUUUCUAAAUCCACAAGUAUCAUUGGAAAUAUUUUCUUCAGGAGAUGCUUUCUUCUCCUAUACUACCGGCCCAAAGAAUCGUAGAUAUUGGGUAGAUGUAAUGAUAAUUUUUCCUACAGUUAGAAAUCCACAAAAAUACUCUUGUUUUUGAACAACUUCUAAAGGAUUCGGAUGAAGUUAGAGUAAGAGUGAAAAGAAGAUUUGACACCUUCAUCUCAAACACUCAUAUUCGCACCAAUCUCUACUUUGAUUAAGCUACUAAAUAAAAAAAAAAGAUGUAUUGAACUUUAUCCAUAAUGUCACCAAAAAUCUCUCAAGAAAUGAAUAAUUGCUUUGAAUUGUAGAAGCCUCGACAACGGCUGCUGUUGUAACAAUCGUAGCAAAAAAACAGACACAGUCCAGCAAAUCUCAAGUAAUUCAAACAAUUUCUGAGUGACUUUUCUUUGUUCAUAUCUAUCUUUGUUUUUUUCGUAGAAGAAUACAACUGCAGUAGCCGCCACUGCCAGUACCAUUAACGUUGGUACCGGCUCCAUCAUGAAACAAGUCAGAAAAAAUCAUUCUAGAAAUUGGAUAUUCAUCAAAUAUCUUGUAUCUUUAGAUAUCUACCAUGGAAAUCAAAGCGUCGCCAAAUAAAGGUAGGAUUUUGUUGAUUAUCGCCUUGAUUAUGAGAUUCACAAGUAGUGGUGAAAGUUAUGUGAUUCUAAUAGCUCUUAUUCCUCAGACACAUAGAGCACACAGAAAACCUUAGAUCAUGUGCCUUCUUGAAAUUUAGUGUGUAUGAAGUUACUUCAUUUUUGAAAAAAAUUUCAAUUUUUAAUCAUGGACAGGAAGUAUAUAUCCUUUAGGAUGGAUGUUAAUGUAAAUAUGCAGCUAUCUAACACUUCCACACUCAAACCCGAUUAUCAUAAGAUCAUACAGGUGUUCUUUGACAAUUAUAAAUUCAUAUUUUUUCCAUGUGUUAUAUUUUACAUUUAUAAUAUCUAUUAUAAUAUGUACAAUAGUACAGCAAACUGUUCUUAAAAGUAAUCCAUUUUUUAUAAACAGUCUUACAGGUAUGAAGUUUUAAAUUAAGGAAUGUAAAAUGUAAUUAACAGUAUUAUUCUUUUUUCACAUAAAUUGCGAUAUAUUACUCUCACUAAAAACUAACAGUCAAAUUUCCUACUCAUAGAAAAGCUGAUUCAAGAUCUAUUUGAGUUUUAUACUUCCUAACAUUUUAUGUCCCACAGUCUCUCCAAUUCAAAAACGAGAAACUGUUGUUUUAAUUCCAACUCUUAUCUCAGAAUUGUUUGACACAUGUUGCUUUUAAACUCAUAGUCUUCAUCUACUUUUAUAAUUUUCAAUAAAUUUUGAUUGAAUAACACUCCUAUUGAUAUAAUUAUAGUUCCCAUACUGUUUUACAUGUAUCUUUUUUUGUCGAUCAAAGAAAAGAAAUAAUACUAAAAUGUUCUUUUCCCAGUUAUAAAUUUUGUGAUUUCUUCCAAUUGUAAUUAGAUAUCAACAUAUUCGAAGUAUAUGACAUUACAUAAUAGAAAUGAAAAUUUAUUCAAGAUCUCAAUUAUAGCUAGAUUCUUCAUGUGCAAAUUAAAAAGGAUUAAAUCAUUUCAAUUGAUUGAAAAGAAAAUCUCAAAUCAGUUCAUUCAUUCCGAAAUAUUAUCUCCGACCCACUUCACUUGAAAUUCUGAGAGGAGACUUGUUAAAAAAAGAUUUUGUCCAAAAUAAUCCCAAGAUAUACAAUGGAAAAAAUGAAUGAGCAAAAGAGGCAUACACAGAAAAGCUUUGAGCUGAUCAAGAUUAGAAGGCACAUUCGCAUUUUUUCUCAACUAGAUUACUGGUUUUUUUUUCGCUAUUUCUGAUGCAAGAAAUAUUUUCCAUUCGGAAGCAUCUUACAUAAUUAACAGGAAACUGCGCUUCAUUUUAUCUUUCUUUUUUCGGAAUUACAAAAAAAAAAGAUUUUUUAAUUCUUUUAACGCCGGAAGUGUUUAGACUAGUGACUGUGGAUUCAAAUAAUUUUUUUUCAAAGACCAAAAUGAAUCAAAAUUUCCCUGAAUUAAGGUUCAAGCCUUCGAAAACUACUUGCGUGCAUGCAACUG
Rotaria sordida is the source of this 2906-nucleotide messenger RNA. NCBI's taxonomy places the organism in Eukaryota, Metazoa, Rotifera, Eurotatoria, Philodinida, Philodinidae. The record is from the annotation of a GenBank genome assembly.